Molecule: messenger RNA, 2040 nt
Organism: Ramularia collo-cygni
Lineage: Eukaryota; Fungi; Ascomycota; Dothideomycetes; Mycosphaerellales; Mycosphaerellaceae
Product: related to LMBR1 domain protein
Exons: 1
Coding region: 1-2040 (679 amino acids)
Cellular component (GO): membrane
Source: RefSeq, a predicted model, not a curated record
AUGGCCUCGUCCGCCGCCUCCAACGUGUUUGCGGUCACGGCCGUGCUCGCCAUCGCGCUGCUGGUGCUGCUGGUCAUUCGUCACUUUCUGCCCCUUCGAUCGACGCCGACCUAUCUGCUGCUGCCCGUCUUCCUGGCCCUCGCGCUCCCCUGCAGCAUCGUUGUCCUCGUGCCCAUCGAUCUCGCCUCCGCCGACAGCAACGAAUCCGAGCACGCCUUAUGGCUGCCCGAGCGAGUUAUUCUGGUGACAUGGAGAAUCACAUACUGGCUCACGUUCCUCUUGAGCUGGUUUGUGCUGCCGCUGCUGGGCGAAUACUGCGAUUCGGGAUACCGCGAUCCCAGGAGCAGGAUCAUAGACUCCCUCCGUACCAAUGCGCGCUAUCAGCUGAUGGUCUUGUCAACUGCUGUGUUGGGCCUGGUGUAUUUCAUCUGGGAGAAUGGAUUUCAUGUUGCAAGCAUCAAAGGGUUGAUCAUGGCGCUGGCUUAUGCCUGGGGUCUAACCCUCGCAAUUGGUUUGAUGGGACAUGGCCUGGUUGCUUUGCCCAGGCGGCUAUUUAUGAAUUCAGAUGUGAGCAUCAGACUACGGCGAUUGCAGACCAAGGCGCCGAAGAUUAAGGAGAGACUGGAUGAGGCUACAGAAAAGUUGGACAUCUUGGAGUCUACCGUGGUGCAAUUGAAGAGACACAAAGGCGGUGCAAGUCGGGAGCAGCAGGAUUGGAUUGAUGAGCUGGCCGAAACCUCCUCCCUGCCGGACAUGAGACCGGGAUAUCCUGCUGCUGCACUGGCCAGUAAUCCUCCUGUACCGUCCGUGGUCACAGACCGAUACCUUGCGGACUUGACACGGAAGCUGAAGCGUGCCCGGCAUCGCAAGGCACGCUUCGAUGACGAGUGGGUCAACUUGUGUCAACGAGCGCAGGACACACAAGCCAUUCUAGACUCGGCGAUAUCAAGAAAGCUCGAGUUUGACCGGAGGCGCGACUCUUGGGUGGGGCGCUCGAGCUUCCUGACCCCUACAAUGCGCUAUCACCUUCACAUGAACGUCAUUCCUGCUCUUCGCAAAUGCCUAGCCGGUAUGCUUGCUGUAGGAUCUAUUCUCAUCGUCUGGRGCGAGAUCGUCAAGUCCUUUGCGCCGCAACUUUCGGUCAUUGGUCUCAGUGUGGUGCAUCACUCCAAGUCAAAGGCAAAGGUCAACUUCGGCGGCCAGUUGAUCGCAGCUCUAUGGUUACUAUACAUGGACRCCAGCGCACUCUACGCGAUUUCUGAUGUCAAGGUGUGGGGCAACAGAGCGCUCGUCAAGCGCCAAACGUACGCAGAAAGCGCAACUUGGUACAGCCUGCAAGUUGCGAAGUUGACAGUUCCACUUUCAUACAAUUUCAUCACGAUGGUGCCUCCGAAUUUGUUCAAGGAAACAAUGUUCUUCCGUUUCCUUGGUCAGCUUAUCAACCUGACACCUCUCGGUCAAGGAUUCAGCACCUUCUUCCCGAUUGUCCUGCUCAUCCCCGUCAUUGCUACGUCGUUCAAUCUGUAUGGCAAAGCCAAGGGCAUCUUCGGCUUUGGGAUGUUGGAGGACGAGAGCGAGGAGAAUCCAACAGGGUUUGGAACUGGUGGCUGGCGAGAGGGCCGGGCCCUGAUCGAGCGUGAAGUGCAGGCGCGCGGCGGCGAGGACACCCUCGGUCUAGCAAGCAGAGGAGCUUCCCUCGACGUUGAGCGCGGUAGUAGCCGGACUGCUGCGGUUUCCACCCCUUCGCGCAGGACCCCAAAUGGUACAACGUCCGUCUAUCGAGACGAGCAUGUUCGAGAAGCGAACCGGCAAUUCAACUCAAUCACCAAUCACGAGGAGGAACAGGACGAUAGCGCAAGACACUUUUACCACGACUUUGGGGAGCGUGUGAAGAACACUAUUGAUUCUUCUGAAGUGCUCAGGAAUAUCGGAAGUGCCUUCACCACGCCCAAAUGGAUGCAGAACGACCAGGAUAGCAGUAGCUCCGCCAUUUCACGAUGGUUUGGAGGCAGAGCAGAGGAUGGCCGGGUCCGAUUAUAG